UUUAAGAAGGUGAUGUGGGUAAUUGGCUGCAGGUGUGUGAGCGCCGCCAGCUCCAACUCCGCCGGGCAGCAUGCACUACAAUGACAAGGCAGACAGGCGGCAGCAGAGCGACACAGAUCAUGACAGUUAUAGUCUCUAAAAGAAAACAAGACUGUUUCAAAAACACAAACCCGCACGCAAAAAACGAAAGUAUCUAAUUCGUAGCUUUCCACCUCUGCCUUGAAUUACUUUAAACACAAAUUAUUUUUUUACUUCGAGCGUUUCCCGAGCCAGCAUUCUAUUUGUUUUUGCAACAUCACAACUUUCUUUACGGCACUUAAUGUGGUGCCCGCGUGCCCCCAUUUAACCAAAUGAGGUAUUCCUCGUCGAGGAGGCGUUUGCGGUUUGGCUCCAAAACCAAAGGAAACUCCGGCAUUCCAGAACGAAAUUAAAGCCAUGUUUUGUUGUGCGAACAUACUGCCGCCCCCGCUGCAGGUAGUAAACUACUUCACUAAGUUAAUUACGUUCAUGUUUUUUUUUAAUGACCUAUGAUUUGAAAAGCCAAUCGCGUGGCUUUUCGUUACUUCCGGUUGCACCAAAUCAGAGUACAGGGUGUAGCUACAAAUUCAUCGGAUUAGUUGAGUUGACAGUUGAUUUAACGGACACAUUUUACGUACUAAACGAUUUAAUUAAGUUCAUUACUUUCUUUUUAAAGUUAAUUAUGACUUGAAAAGCUACACGAUUGUUGUACUUUGGGUUACAUCACCGUGCCAAAGCUAAACCAAAGUACCUGUUCAGUAUUAGUGGCUUUAGUUGUCAUAAACGUUUAUUUAAUGAACACAGUUUAAGCCACUAAUGCAAAAAUGUACAAUGAAUGUCAGCAUGGCGGCUGUAAACAAAGAAAGACUAGAAUGAGCAGUGGUAUAAACAUACCCCAUCAGGUGUGCGUGGGAAUGUGCCUCCAGCAAGACAUCACAGAGGAGGACAAAAAGGCCAAACUGCAGAGCUCCAAAAUAGAGCAGGACCUUUCUGAACAGGCCAGGAUGGAGAUGAACGUCGUCAAAAUCCUUAUGCUGGGAGCUGCGGAGAGCGGAAAGAGCACACUCAUCAAGCAGAUCAAGAUCAUCCACAGUCAUGGCUUCUCCAAACAAGAGCUCAUCAGCUUCAAGCCGGCCGUCCUCGACAACCUUCUCACCUCCAUGAAGUUUGUCCUUCAGGGAAUGGGGACGCUGAGGAUAAACCUGGCGAGCAAAAAGAACAAGGCUCACGCCCGCUCCAUCCUGUCCUGUAGUCAGAGUUUGGGGGACGACCAGGAGCUGCUUCCCUUUGUGGCUCACGCUUUCUGCGCACUUUGGGCAGACCUGGGGGUCCGAGCGGCUGCAGCCAGAGGUUUUGAGUUUGAGCUGAACGACUCUGCACUCUACUUCUUCGAGAACAUGAGUCGAAUCAUCGCUCCCAACUACGUCCCCACUGAGAGAGACGUUCUCCGUGUGAGAGUAAGGACCUGCGGAAUCAUGGAGACGCAGUUCCAAGUUAAUGAUGUUAUAUUCCGCUUGUACGAUGUUGGCGGGCAGCGGAGCGAGAGGAGGAAAUGGCUGGGCUGUUUUGACUGCAUCCAGGUCGUGCUGUUCCUUGUGGCCCUGAGCAGUUACGAUACGUCGCUCCCCGAAGAGCCAACAGUGAACCGGCUGCAGGAAAGCCUUGCCUUUUUCACAUCAGUCUGCGGCAACCCCGUCUUCAAGAGCACCUCAGUGAUUCUGUUCAUGAACAAAACAGACCUUUUCCAGGAGAAGAUCCUCCAUUCUGGAAGACACCUGAGACUAUACAUGGCCAGUUUUAAAGGAUCGGAUGCCGACGUGGACGCCGCAGCUCAGCACAUCACUGCCACGUUCUCAGCCUGCAACGGCAGAGUUGAUCGGCCCGUGUUCCACCACUACACCACGGCCACGGACACCGCCAGCGUCCGGGUGGUCUUUCAGAUGCUCAUCGACCAGAUCAUUAGGCAGAACCUUGCAGCUGCUCAGCUACUCUGAUUUUUAAAUAAGUUCAACUGCUAUGUUUUCAAUCAUUUUAAAUAAAACAUUUAUUUCAGAAUCACCAUCGGAAAAUUUCACUAGAAAGAGGUUUGGACGUUUUCUCUCAUGUAUUGAGCUUGUUUGAUCAAACAUAGGACAGGGGUCACCUGUUUCCCCAUAGGAUUUAUUUGUCUGCAGCACAAAAUUGAAACAUAAAAAAACACAAGACACAAAAAAUAUAUGGUUGACUUAUGCUGCUCAGUAGUCUUCACAGUCUGACAAAUCCAGAGAAAGGAAGAUGUCCGCUUUGCACUUGAGUGCUGCCUUGUCGCCAGGGAAGAGUUCACAACUCUGCAGGUUCGGUGUGACGUCUCUAAUACAGAUGGCCUGUUUCAUGGGUAAUACAAUAAAUCAUUCACAAUAACAUUUACUCAUGCUCUUAUCUGGUAUACAGACAUACUCUGGCAAAUAACACAUUGUUUCGCCAUCACAAACGUUUAACAAAUAAAUCACUAACGAAGUACAGGGCUGUUAAACUGAUGCCCCCUGGGAAUGACAUUAGAGCAGCCCACGACUUCUAACAUCUCAAUUUCCUAAAAAGGCUGAAGCAUACUCGUAUCAAGGAUGUUUAAUGAGGAUUUAUUUAUUUAUUUAUUUUACAGUAGAACACUCCUGUCAGAUUGAGAAUCUUUGUCUAGCAUUUUUGCAAUAUAUCCUGAAAGCCACAGUGUGGUUUAGCAUAUAGAGGAUCUUUGACUAGCUUUUUUUGCAGUAGGUCCUCAAAAACAGCAGAGUGCUCCUGUGUUAAUUGAUGACUAUAUUAGCUAUAGUGGCUUUAUGUAAUAUUUUAAUGUCAAUGUUGAAACAUGCAGUAUCAAAAUUGUAAAAAAAAAUAAAAGUAAAAAAAAAUAAUGUAAAAUCAUAAAAAAAGAGGAAAAGGGAAAUCAUGGACAAACCAUUGUCUUUAGGUUGAAACGCUGCGGUUUUGUUUCAGACGUCUCCAUAUCGGCUCUCCUGACGUACGGUGACCUCCGGAUACCGGACAGCAAGCCGGACGCCCUGCCCACCGAGUAGUAGCUUGGGCCGGCCACCUGCUUGUACCACGCCUCCGUGGGGAUGCGGACCACCAGUGCAGAGAGCACUGCUAUGGGGAAUAGAAGAAAAUGGCUGGCAGUCCUGCACAAUCAUAUCCCCCAAGGCCUCAUCCAGCUCAGCCUGUCGUCCUUGAAACAAUGUGACCAAU
This is a messenger RNA of Dunckerocampus dactyliophorus (ringed pipefish), 3237 nucleotides long. RefSeq names its product guanine nucleotide-binding protein G(o) subunit alpha-like. The record is from RefSeq and is a predicted model, not a curated record. Gene Ontology annotation, biological process: adenylate cyclase-modulating G protein-coupled receptor signaling pathway. Gene Ontology annotation, cellular component: heterotrimeric G-protein complex. The transcript is spliced from 10 exons. The coding region runs from base 843 to 2012 and encodes 389 amino acids. Lineage: Eukaryota; Metazoa; Chordata; Actinopteri; Syngnathiformes; Syngnathidae. Gene Ontology annotation, molecular function: GTPase activity; guanyl nucleotide binding; G protein-coupled receptor binding.